This is a messenger RNA of Dunckerocampus dactyliophorus (ringed pipefish), 1930 nucleotides long. Its product is annotated as guanine nucleotide-binding protein G(i) subunit alpha-1. The transcript has 9 exons. Lineage: Eukaryota; Metazoa; Chordata; Actinopteri; Syngnathiformes; Syngnathidae. Gene Ontology annotation, molecular function: G protein-coupled serotonin receptor binding; GTPase activity; G-protein beta/gamma-subunit complex binding. The record is from RefSeq and is a predicted model, not a curated record. Gene Ontology annotation, biological process: adenylate cyclase-modulating G protein-coupled receptor signaling pathway. Gene Ontology annotation, cellular component: heterotrimeric G-protein complex. The coding region runs from base 371 to 1435 and encodes 354 amino acids.
UUACGUCGCGAGCUGUACCGGAAGAGAACGAUCUCAAACCUGCGAAGCAAAUUUGGCUUGUUUCGUUUUCGCCAUUUAAGACGCCUUUAACGGAUACACAACACUAGUUUUUAACUGAACUCGGCAACAUUUUAAAAAAUAGACACGAAUUGGCUGCUAAGUGGCGAGUUUUAGAGAGAAGGGCGUGCUUCAAUCCCAACUGUUGGCACACUUCUCCCCCUCCCUCCCCCUGCUAGUCCUCCACCCCAUUACUGGAUGCUAGCUGGGUGGUAGCCGUUGCAUGUAUUAGCGCUCCCCCCACAGUAAAAAGUUGUGUUGCGUCCCAAUUGUUUUUUGCUUUAUUUUCCCUCGGAGAUAAGUCUGCGGCAAGAUGGGAUGUACUCUGAGCACGGACGACAAGGCGGCUCAGGAGCGGAGCAAAAUGAUCGACAGGAACCUUCGGGACGACGGCGAGAAAGCUGCCCGGGAGGUGAAGCUGUUGCUGCUUGGUGCUGGGGAGUCUGGGAAGAGUACCAUUGUUAAGCAGAUGAAGAUCAUCCAUGAAGCGGGCUACUCAGAGGAGGAGUGCAAGCAGUACAAAGCGGUCGUCUAUAGCAACACCAUCCAGUCCAUCAUUGCCAUAAUCAGAGCCAUGGGACGCCUCAAGAUUGACUUUGCCGAUUCGGCCAGAGCGGAUGAUGCUCGGCAGCUGUUUGUGUUAGCCGGCUCAGCUGAGGAGGGCUUCAUGACAGGCGAGCUGGCUGGGGUCAUCCAGCGGCUGUGGAAGGACGGCGGAGUCCAGGCAUGCUUCAGCCGCUCCAGAGAGUAUCAACUCAACGACUCUGCAGCAUACUAUUUGAAUGACCUGGACAGGAUAUCACAUGGCGCUUAUGUGCCCACCCAGCAGGACGUGCUGAGGACCAGAGUGAAGACGACUGGCAUUGUGGAGACACACUUCACCUUCAAGGAUCUGCAUUUCAAAAUGUUUGACGUUGGUGGCCAGAGAUCCGAGAGGAAGAAGUGGAUCCACUGCUUUGAGGGCGUCACUGCAAUCAUCUUCUGCGUGGCUCUCAGCGACUACGACCUUGUGCUGGCUGAGGAUGAAGAGAUGAACCGAAUGCAUGAGAGCAUGAAGCUGUUUGACUCCAUCUGCAACAACAAGUGGUUCACGGACACCUCCAUCAUCCUCUUCCUCAACAAGAAGGACCUUUUUGAGGAGAAGAUCAAGAAGAGCCCGCUCACUAUCUGCUACCCAGAAUAUGCAGGUUCCAACACUUACGAGGAGGCAGCCGCCUACAUCCAGUGUCAGUUUGAAGACCUGAACAAGAGGAAGGACACCAAGGAAAUCUACACCCACUUCACCUGCGCCACCGACACCAAGAAUGUGCAGUUCGUGUUCGAUGCAGUCACCGAUGUCAUCAUCAAAAACAACCUGAAGGACUGCGGCCUUUUCUGAAGGCAUCCAGUGGUCCACAUGCCGAGUGACUUUAUCCAAGGAGCGUCUGACCUUGGCAGACACUGCUGACCAAUGUCACUUUUAUCCUCUUAUUAAUAACUUAUGUUCAUCUCCUAAAAAGUUUUAAUGGCGGCACUGUAGACGAACCAUUUUGUGUAAAAUAUUUGUACAACUGUCGAUGGCUGGGGAUUUUUCACCGAUUUUAAAAAAAAUGUGCUAUCAUUUUUAUUUUUUUUAUAUAUAUGUAUGAAAAGGAGAUUCUGCUUCUGUUGUUUUUCACCCCGAAUUAAGACGUUUAUUUCCUAGGUGCGUGUGCCUUGCAUGCCUUAGUUGCAGUGUUCUCCUGACGAUGACUUAGAUGUUAGGUUUAUGUGCUAGAUGUUACCAUCUAACUUGUCCUGACAAGCCCACAGUCCGUUUUUUUCUUUUUUAUUUUGCUGAAUUUAUUUUUUUUUUCGUGUCACAAUCUUUUUUUUUUUUUUUUGGCUUCUUCUU